Molecule: messenger RNA, 588 nt
Organism: Caenorhabditis remanei
Lineage: Eukaryota; Metazoa; Nematoda; Chromadorea; Rhabditida; Rhabditidae
Exons: 3
Coding region: 1-588 (195 amino acids)
Biological process (GO): translation
Cellular component (GO): ribosome; mitochondrial large ribosomal subunit
Molecular function (GO): large ribosomal subunit rRNA binding; structural constituent of ribosome
Source: RefSeq, a predicted model, not a curated record
AUGGCGAGUAAAGGAGCAGCGCGUGUCAGAAAGAAGGAGAUUGUGAAGGUGAUUCAUGGAGCGCUGUUGAGGACCAAUAUUAAAGCCCAAAUGGCAUCGGCAGCACCACCACUGGGUCCCCAACUCGGUCAACGUGGUCUAAACGUGGCGAAUUUCUGUAAAGAGUUCAAUAAAGAGACGGGACACUUUAAACAAGGAGUUCCACUACCGACACGUAUCACUGUCAAACCUGAUAGAACGUAUGAUCGCGAGAUUUGUACGCCGACGACCACGUGGUUGCUGAAACAGGCGGCUGGAAUUGGAAGGGGAAAAGCUAGUAAAGACGAAAUCGUUGGAAAACUGUCGGUGAAGCAUCUCUACGAAAUCGCGAAAGUCAAAUCGCGAGACAAGGCUCUUCAACACGUGGAACUGGAGCAUAUCUGCCGAAUGUUGAUCAAAACGUGCAGAACACUCGGCAUUGAAGUACAGUAUCACGAUUUGAAUCCAGAUGAGUUGAAGGAGUUUCUGGUGGCCAGAAAAGAGAAAGUGGAUGCUCAAUUGAAGGAGUUGGCUGAUAAGAAGGCGGCGAAAAUGCUCAGAACCACUUGA